GCGCAAUCAUUUUAAUAUUUAUCCAUCCCAUACUUAACUACGGAGUACUGCGUACGGAGUAGUUAGCCAACCAAUUCCCCUCCCUCCUCCCCCAUCCCAUCCCCAUGACAUAUGAUUAGCCAGCUGUCUGGGUAACUAACUUAACUAACGACCUCAGUACAAACAAAUUGUUUACAUCGUAUGGCCUAGGAAAGAGGAAGAGGAGGAAGACUGGAUCCUUGGCAUUGCAGAUGGAAGUCUCAGCCACCGCCAAUUUAGGGCUUAGUUAGGGCUGAAAGGCUUAGGUAAAAAGGGCUUGGUCGCCUGUUCCGCUGUACGAACCAGACUCCAGACACAAUCGCGAUGUUUCCCCGCCAUGAAUGCGACUCUCACCAUCCAAGAUCUCUGGCCCCUUAGAUUCCUGACAGGAGCCAUUCUAUAUAUUAAUAGCCCGUGGCAUUUUGAAAACAACGAGAUUUCAGCCCGCUUCGUAUUGUUGCGCUCUAUUAACUUAUUCAACACGGAAUCAGCAAACCGGCUUGGCGGUUGGGCUAGCUCAAGACUAGGAGUUCGUCUGACCGAUUCACCAACCCAAUACAUAUCAUAUCGUCAUUGUCAGGCUGUACUCUUCUGUUAUUAGUAUCACGACCAUCACCCUGCUGGUAAUUUUUUUUUUUUAUAAACCACCCGCUCCAACUCCCUGAUCUCUGCCUACCAUAGACUGCAGCACACAUCGCCCACCAUGGCAUACAAGGGCGCAUACAACCCUGAUGCACUUCCCGCGUACGUGCUCUAGCUUUCCUCCUCCUCUCCACUAUCUUAGAAUGGCGACUGGAGACUAACUAGCAGUUAUCCGCCUGCAGACAUGCGGAGCCAGAGCAGGUACGUUGACAAAUGGCUCCUCUCUAGGGAAAGGUGGCACAAAUGCUAGGCGAAAUGUCCGCUCGACAAGAUCCAAACCGAGAGCGCCCCCCUAUGCCACCGCCAAAAAACGGCCCACCACCUCAGCAGACCCGCAUCUCCCCUACCCAAAGACCAGAACCCCAUUCACAAAUACCCACGCAACAUAGCUACGCACGUACAGGCAGCGGUGGCGGUCCCGGAGUCGUUCCGCCUGGAGCAGUACAAGCUACCGCAGGACAGUAUGGUGGAAGAGGAGCCCCUAUUUCCAGUACCAGCGGUCGUCUCUAUUCCCCGCCCCCUCGAAACUACGGCUUUGGGCCUCCUCCUGCGCACCCGGCCCAGAACCGGCCCACCCCAACAUGCGGACCGCCACGAAGCCCUCAACCUUCGGGGCCUGGCUUACCACAAUCUGACGACCCCAAAGAACUCUUCCCUCUCUUCCGCGCCGCCAAUGCGUCCAACUCAGGCGCCCUAUCUGAAACAGAACUGGGGUCCGCCCUAGUAAAUGCAGACUAUACCUCCUUCGACGCGUACACGGUAAAAAUGAUGAUCCGUAUGUUCGACAAGGACGGGUCUGGCAGCGUAGGGUUCGACGAGUUCGUUGCCCUGUGGCGGUUCCUGGCCGCCUGGCGGGAGCUCUUUGAGCGCUUCGAUGAGGAUCGUAGCGGCCGGAUUAGCCUGGCGGAGUUUAGCAAGGCGCUGAUCGCGUUUGGGUAUACGCUUAGUCCGCCGUUUGUGGGGAUGAUAUUUUCGAUAUUUGAGAAUAGGGCGAGGAACAAGGGGACGCCCAUACCCGGGCAGAAGGACGGGAUGAGCUUUGAUCUAUUUGUGCAAGCGUGCAUUACGCUCAAACGUAUGACGGAUGUGUUUAAGAGGUAUGAUGAUGAUAGGGAUGGAUAUAUUACACUGGGUUUUGAGGAGUUUUUAACUGAAUGUUUACGCCUUCGCGAAUGAGACGUCAGAGAUGACCUAUUACAUAGGCUAAGUGCACAACCGUUUUCUACAUCCCUAAUAACUGUAAUAACUAGAUAUUUGGUCCGGUUCUUUUCGCGACGCAAUUUAUCUGCCUUUCUUUUUUUUUUUCUCUUUCCUUUCUCUUCUCUUCUUUUUCUUUUUCUUUUUCUAUUCUUUUUUUUCGGAUUAUCCAUUUUGGGCUCCUUUCAUAUACCAUACCAAUGAUUGAAUGAAAUUUCCUACCUUAGAUCAGGGGUAUAAAGGGAAAGGGCCCGAUAGAGACAGAGGAUAUCAGGUAAAACACGUGCUUAACCUUGACUAAAAUGUUAAUUUUAGAGUAUUGCCUCCUGAGUAGUCAAUAACGAUGCCAUGGCUGAAGUCUGGACUCUGGUAGUGAAGAGAGCAAAAAACAAUUUCAAUCAGCUUGAGGCAUAAAUAUGAGGCUCUUUGCUGCAUCCCCGCUCCCUGAGGCUCCGGAACAGUGAGAUUGCCCGAAUCCGGGACCAAAAUGGACGUUGGCAUCAGCACGACAAAGAACAGAAAUAGAAAUUGUCACUUCUGACAAACAUCAUCCUAUGAUUCAAUGAGAGCAGUUUUGUGUUGAUAUCGUUGUCUUUUCUUCAAUUAUCUAUAUAGUUACUAAAACUAUAUAUGUGAAGGCCAGAUAAAAGCACAGAGCUCUAUGUUCAAAUUAUACUUUUGGACAGGGACAUACAUACAAAAAUGCAGGACGGGGUAUACUAUAUACAACAAGACAGUAAAAUCAAAUGAACAAGAAAGCAGUAUAGAAAAUCCAUACACGGCUAAAUGCGACGUUAUAUAUAUCCAACACGGUAUCUCGCUGCGCCUGCGUUAAUGCCGCUAGACUCUCCGCUCGUGGACCGGCGAAAUUUCCAAGAAAUGACUCCGCGAGCUCUGGGCCGAGUGCAGCCAGUAGCUUUGAGGCGGAUUGUUUGAGGACGUUCUGAUAGACCACUCCACCCAGCACAACAGAGGAGGCAGUCGAGAGCUGUCUGAUAAAUGAAUGCGUUGAAGUCGCGGUUGAUACUUCCGAUUGGGGGACUCGCGAUUGCAGAGCUAGCAAGGGAGCUUGGAAAUUCGGACCAGUUCCAAUUCCGGCAAUGGUUUGGUAUAUAAUCAGCCUUGGCCACGAUGUGUAUGGUUUAAAAUCGAUGUAUAAUCCAGUACCCAGCGUCAUGACGAGCAUACCCAAUCUGAUAUAUUCGACAUAUGUGCCCGUCUUGCGGAUGAUGAAGCCGAUGAUAAAGGAAACGACGGAUAGAGAGACUGCCUGAGGCAGAAUAUAGACACCACUCAUGAUGGGGGACGUGCCGAGGACCGUUUGGAAGUAUA
Molecule: messenger RNA, 3189 nt
Organism: Blastomyces dermatitidis ER-3
Lineage: Eukaryota; Fungi; Ascomycota; Eurotiomycetes; Onygenales; Ajellomycetaceae
Product: EF hand domain-containing protein, variant 2
Exons: 4
Coding region: 904-1836 (310 amino acids)
Molecular function (GO): calcium ion binding
Source: RefSeq, a predicted model, not a curated record